This is a messenger RNA of Acanthamoeba castellanii str. Neff, 2157 nucleotides long. RefSeq lists its product as uncharacterized. Bases 1 to 2157 code for a protein of 718 amino acids. The record is from RefSeq and is a predicted model, not a curated record. NCBI's taxonomy places the organism in Eukaryota, Discosea, Longamoebia, Acanthamoebidae. The transcript is spliced from 8 exons.
AUGGAACUUCGCUUCGAGAAGAAGCAGGCCAGCACCAGCAGCAAGACGGCCAGCAGCAACAGCGUCGUGGCGCAGCGCUCGCUCAGCGGUGGGCAUCGGCGUGUCGGUCGAUGGGCCUCGCUGCGGCGCCACAAGCUCCACCCCGACGACGACGACGUUGAAGACGACGACGAGCUCGUGAUGCACGUACCAGGCGGCCAGCGCGGCGGCGCCAUCCACGGAAGCUUGCGGCACUUCAAGUCCAUCCCCUCCAACUCGCCAUCGCCAGCUUCGCGAACCGCGCGUAGCGACAAGGUGAAGAAGAUGAAGAACGACCCGCCCGAGGCCAAGGUGGACAAACGAGCCAAGCCCAACAAGACAACGAAGAAGGCCAGCAAGACGAAGAAGGCCAAGGAGGCCGAGACCGAGACCGAGGACGAGGAGCCCACCCGAGUACGAGUCGUGCGGGCCUUCGGCCUCUCGCGUAGCGGCAAGCACAAGGUGUCGUCCGACCUGGUACCGCCCAGCAGCACCAGCGGCAGCCACAGCAGCAUCGGCAGCAGCAGAGACCAGGAGCGAGCCGCGCCCUACUACUGCGUGGUGCAGGUGGCGCCCGUGGAGAUGAAGGGCCAGCCGCCCGUGCGCACCCCGCCCACCAAGAAAACGCCUCCCCUCCUACGCACCACCCUCGAGGGCCGCCUUUGCAACUACGGCGGGCUGCGCGUGGAGGAGGUGGAGUGGGACCAGGUCGUGGAGAUACCAAGCGAUGGCCCCCAGGAGCUGAUCGUCGAAUUCCGGGUGUAUGCGCGUCGGAGGUACCUGCCAGAUAGGCUGGUGGGGCGAGCCGAGCUCAGCUUGCGGGGCGGCCAACGCGCCCAGCCGCCGAACAAGCGCGCUGUACGCCAGCGCUUCCGCACGCUCGUGCUGGAGAAGGGCGACGCCGAACCCCGCGCGCUGCUCGAGAUCAUCUUCGACCCGCCCCACAGCCAGCGCCCCGCCCCCGGCUCCCCCAAGCCGGAGUGGCCAUUCCUGUGUUCGGGCGUGGAGGCCGUGCGUCUGCUGGCCUACGGCCGCGGAGACAUGCACCUCGAGCGGAGCUUCCUGGGCAUGCUCCCGCCGGAGCUCGUGGAGCGGCUGUGCGAGCUGGUGGAGCGCAACACGGGCUUUGACCCGUUCCGCGACGGCGAGGCCACGCCCGCCGCGCAACGCGAUCGCCAGUUCCUGGUCGACACCAUGCGCCAGCGCGCCACGUCGGCCACCCACCGGUGGAAGGUGAUGCGGGUGCGAUCGGUGCCCGCCCACGCGCUCGCGCGUCAGUCCAUGGGCGCCACGUCGGCAUCGCCGUCGCGGUCUCUGUGCCUUCCCCAAAACGCACUGAGCCCCGCCCGCCCGCGCACGAGCUCGAUGGACGUGCAGGCCACGCCCGACGAAUCGAGCGGCAGCGUCGCCGCUGUCGUGGGGCCUCCUUCGCCUUUCCUCUCCCGCCCCGUGGUCUCUUCUUCCUCCUCCUCCUCUUCCGCAGCCACGCCGCACCGCUACACGAGCCUCUUCUUCUGGCACCCGCAGGACCUCGAAGACCCCGUCAUCGUGCGCGGCAGCCGCCGAAAGGGCUACCUCACCUGCCGGGCUGUCGAGGCGGGCAACGAGCACACGCUGACGGACAAGCACACGGUGUGCUACCUGCAGUCGACCUCGCGAUCCGACCAGACCUUUAUGAUGCGCGAGUUCAAGGAGGCCACCCACAAGGCCUUUGUCUGGAAUGAGGACACGCUGGCGGACUACGUGCAGGCCAUCGAGAAACGCCUGCAGACGGUGGCCAUACUCGAGCAGCAGCGCCGCAUGCUCAUCGGCGGAGUUCCCGCUCUGGGCUGCACGUUCGCCAUCUCCGUGCCAGCUCGAGCUGUUCACACCGUGCACAAGCGGGGCCUGCGGGAGUACGAACUCGUCAGCGUGUGGUUUGUCGUCAUCGAUCGGUCGUGCUUCCAGUUCCAGUUCACCACGUGCACGCAGAAUCCCUCGCAGUCGCUGUGCGCGGCGCUGCUGGCCCACCGCAAGGUCGAGGAGUCCAACUUCAUGUGGAUGCUCCGCUCCUUCGGCUGGCGACACGAGGUCUACCCACCACGCAACAAGCAAGCCCCGCCCCCGCCGCAGGCCACCACCUCCUCAUCAUGUAGUUAG